UUUAAAAUAGUACAUUUGUCUCCUUCGAAAUUAGAAUAAAUUUUAUAGUGUUGAUUAAGUUAAUUUAUUCCGCGUCAAAAAUGCCAGGACAUCGCUGUAUUGCCCCCGGUUGUAAUUCCGGUUAUGAUUCUUGUAAAGAAAAAUAUCAUUUUUUCACAGUUCCUAAGGAUGAUAUUAAACUACGAGAAUGGACAAAAGCAAUUCCGAGGAAAGACUUUUUAAUAAAACCUCGCCAGGUGGUUUGUGAACGGCAUUUCCACGAAGAAGAAAUUUUAAGGAAACGAAUAAUGACUGACAAAAAUGGGGCAAUUUUAGCUGAGGCUGUAUAUAAAAUUCCGAAAUUAAAAGAAGGAGCUAUACCGUCAAUAUUUCCAAACUGUCCAAAAUACCUAUCCAACUCUGUAAAACGAAGAAAAUUACCUAAAUUAGUUAGAAAUAGCUCACCUAAAAAAAUGAAAACUGACAAAAAAAAAGACCCAAAAAUGGAUUGUCCAUUCAAUUCUAAACCAUCUAUAGAAAUUUCUAUUACUGAUUCUAUUAAUGAUUCAGUAAGGAUUUUCUCAUUCUCUAAACUUCAAGAAAAUAUAAAUAGCAUUGUUUUUCCAAAUGGAUGGAGCAGGCAUGACAUUCCUGGAAAGUUGAUAAUGUUUUCUUUUUUUAUUGUUAUAACAGAAGAAACAGCAAAUACAGAAAAUUAUAUUCCGACUCCUAUUUUAUAUAAAAGAGUAUGCUUAGGAAUAAAUUUAAAUGUUCAAUGUUUUGUUAUGAAUAUAUCAGUUAAUAAUGACCUUUUUGGAUUAAAUAGAAAUAUAUGUUCAUGCCGGUGA
Rhopalosiphum padi (bird cherry-oat aphid) is the source of this 827-nucleotide messenger RNA. RefSeq lists its product as uncharacterized. NCBI's taxonomy places the organism in Eukaryota, Metazoa, Arthropoda, Insecta, Hemiptera, Aphididae. Bases 81 to 827 code for a protein of 248 amino acids. The record is from RefSeq and is a predicted model, not a curated record. The transcript has 2 exons.